Molecule: messenger RNA, 548 nt
Organism: Raphanus sativus (radish)
Lineage: Eukaryota; Viridiplantae; Streptophyta; Magnoliopsida; Brassicales; Brassicaceae
Exons: 1
Coding region: 64-441 (125 amino acids)
Source: RefSeq, a predicted model, not a curated record
UUUCUCAAUAUGUCUCUCUAUACAUAAUCUCUCCAUCCUCCUUCUUCUUCUCUCACUAACCAAAUGGAUCCUCGCAUCGCUGCGACCUCCAUGUUCCGGUGGUCUCGUAAUCGCCGGAAGAUUCAUAUCCGCCGUAGAAAGUCACAGGUAGUGCGUCUUGGCGGGAAUAACAACGUGGUGCGACGUGGCGGAUUCUCGUUGAAGAAGAUGGUCAGGAAGAUGAAGCUGAGAUGGUUGAGACUACACUACGUAAGACUGGUGAAGAAGAUCAACGGGUUUUAUCGUAAUUUGGUGAAAGAGUUCUUAGACGCAGGAGCUGAGCUUGAAGCGAUUCAGAAGCGAAUGGCGGUCGAACCGGCUUCGUUUGCGGUUCCGGGUUUUGGUUUAUCUUUCGCCUCUAUGUCAGUUCAUGACCGAGCACCACGUCAGUUUACUGGAUAGUAAUAUUAAUGAUCAUAUUCAUAUUAAUUUUCAUAAACUUUUAUUACCUUUAUUGUUGUUGUAAUUGUAUCUUAUAAACUAAUUUUUAAUCAUUUUGUGAUUUCGUA